This is a messenger RNA of Chenopodium quinoa (quinoa), 1413 nucleotides long. RefSeq names its product protein FAR1-RELATED SEQUENCE 5-like. Lineage: Eukaryota; Viridiplantae; Streptophyta; Magnoliopsida; Caryophyllales; Amaranthaceae. The record is from RefSeq and is a predicted model, not a curated record. The coding region runs from base 1 to 1413 and encodes 470 amino acids. Gene Ontology annotation, biological process: regulation of DNA-templated transcription. Gene Ontology annotation, molecular function: zinc ion binding. The transcript is spliced from 3 exons.
AUGACAGAGGAAAAAGUUGUAACAAUCAAAACAAUGAAAUCUUCAGGUCUAACUACAAUGGACACUUACAAUUACAUGGCUACAGAGGCUGGAGGAGAACAGAAUAUAGGCCAUAGUGUUGUAGAUCACCUGAAUUUCUGCUCAAGGUUAAGAAUGGAACAAAUUGAGGCUGGAGAUGCUCAAACUUUAGUGAACAUUUUAAGUCAGGAACAAUCAGAGGAUCCAAACUUCUUUUUUAGAGUGAAGUUUGACAAAGAAGGAAGAAUUUGCAAUAUCUUUUGGAGAGAUUCAAUGAUGCUAGAAGACUAUAGGAUAUAUGGAGAUGUUCUUAUCUUUGAUACAACAUACAGAACCAACAGAUAUAAUCUUAUAUGUGCUCCAUUUGUUGGCAUAAAUAACCACGGGCAUAAUUGUAUGUUUGCUUGUGCUUUUAUUGGGGAUGAAACGACAGAUUCAUUUGUGUGGUUACUACAAACCUUCUUCAAAGCUAUGGAGGAUAGAAAACCAACUUCAAUAUUCACUGACCAGGACCAAGCAAUGGCAAAUGCUAUACUGGAGGUGAUUCUUAAUACAAGACAUAGACUUUGUAUAUGGCAUUUGGAGCAAAAUGCCAUAACCAGAUUUGGAGCUCUUAAAAAAGACAAAGAAUUCAAAUUUGCAUUCAACCAGUGCUUAAAGAUGUGUGUGACAGAACAAGAAUUCGAAGCAAAGUGGCAAGCAAUGUUGCAAAAAUAUGAGUUGACAGAUUACUCUUGGUACAAAAGAGUGUAUGAGUUGAAAGACAAAUGGUGUCCUGCCCUUUGUAGAGAUUUCUUUUCAGUAGGGAUCUUAUCGUCACAAAGGAGUGAAAGCACUAAUCAUGCCAUAGGAUUCAGAGCAAGUAAAGCAACUACUUUGACAGAAUUUUAUACCAUAUUUAAGAAGACAACUAAUCGUUGGAGAAGCACAGAGAAAUAUGAUGAGUUUACCUGUAGCAAGUCAAUAGCAUUCACUUCAUUGCCUCUAUCUGGAAUGCUAAAGCAUGCCGCACAGGUUUUCACUUUAUCACUCUUUAGAAAUUUUGAAGAGGAGUUUGGAUACUCUAUGGCAACAACUGUUCAGAUGUUAGGCAGUAAUGAAGAAUGCCUACUUUAUCAAGUAACACUAGAAGACAAGCCAUGGUCUGCACAUCAAGUAAACUAUAUACAAGAGAGCCAAACUGUAUGGUGUACUUGCAAAAACUUUGAAGCAUCUGGAUGGUUAUGUUAUCAUUGCAUCAGAAUUCUACAUUUGCAUUCAGUAACAAGAAUACCAGACAAGUAUGUUUCAAAAAGAUGGACUAAGUUUGCAAAAAUAGAGGCAUGGGAUAGGUUGAAGAAUCAGGAUCCUAAACAGCAAUAUAUUCCAUGGAGGCAAACAAUGAUGAGGAAAUAA